GGAAAAGGAAUUGUGGAUUAUUUAAUCCAAUCAAAUAGUCGUCGGUUGCCUGGCGGUGACACAAGCCGGAAGUGAGCGGAAGUAUGGCGGCGCCGGAGGGAGCGAUCUUCGCCGAUCCGCUGCUCCAAAUGACAAAUUCUGAAGGUCCAGGUUUGUUAGACCUCUCGAAUCAGGGUCUCCAUAAACCGGAUCCAAGGUGGUUCUGUCCCGGAGAGUUGCACACGCUGAUUCUGGACCAGAACCACAUCAUGAAGCUGGAGCACCUGGAGCGUAACGACGCCCUGCGGCAGCUGUCUGUGGCCUGUAAUCGUCUGGUGCGCAUGAUGGGCGUCUCGAAGCUGACCCACUUACGAACCCUGAACCUCCCCAACAACAGCAUCGGCUGCAUCGAGGGGCUGAAGGACCUGCGUCACCUGCAGUGGCUCAAUCUAGCUGGAAACAACAUCAAGGUCAUCGAGCAGCUCAACGACUGCGUUUCCCUUCAGCAUCUCGAUCUGUCAGACAAUAAUAUUUCUCACAUAGGAGACCUCACCCAGCUCUCAGCGUUGAAGACUCUUCUUCUGCAUGGAAACAUCAUCACGACUCUGCGCACCGCUCCUGCUCACCUGCCAGCAAACCUCACUGUCCUGUCGCUCGCAGAGAACGAGAUCAGAGACCUGAGCGAGGUGUCGUAUCUAGCUCCGUUACACAGCCUGGAGCAGCUGUCCGUCAAGAGUAACCCGUGUGUUAUGGCCACGCCGGCUCUGCCCGCCUGCGAUUAUCGCCCGUAUGUCGUCAGCUGGUGUCUCAGUCUGAAGGUGCUGGAUGGAUAUGUGGUUUCACAAAAAGAGGGACUGAAAGGAGAAUGGCUCUACAGUCAAGGUAAAGGGCGAAUGUUUCGGCCAGGGCAGCAUGCACAGCUGGUCCAGUAUUUGGCAACCACGUGUCCGCUGACCGCCACAACUGCCUUACAGUCAGCAGAGGAUGCUAAACUUGAGAGAAUCCUCAACAAACAGCGACAGCAUCAAAACCAGCUGCAGCAAACACGUCACUGCUGCUCGAGUCCGUCUCGCCCCACGCAUCUCAACGUUCACAAGAACACGGAUGUGGAUGUCAUUGCUCAGGCAGAUGUGGAUCCAGGAGUUCAGGUAAACACGUGGAUGAGCUCUGUGUCUUCAGCCGUGAUCGCUGCGGUCCGUCUGCCGCCCGCCGCUGAAGACGGGAUGAUUCUGGAGGAUGUGCAGACUGAUGAGGAGAAGCUUCACGGCAGUCUGCUGUCCUCGGAGUCUGCAUUCCUGCCCUUUAACCCUGCCGUUCAUCCAGCUUCAGCUCCUGACAGCGGGGAGGAGGAGUUUGAUGAUUCUCUGGCUCCUCCCACAUCCACACAGCUCCACCCAUCGGAGGAGUCAGUGGGAGGAGCCGUCCUCAGCUCUCCUGUGGACCGGACUGACAGAACCAGUGUGUUAAGCAGAGAUGUGCUACAGAACAGUUCUGCGGAUGAGAUGCAGAAAGCUGCUGCACUGCAGUGUGAACUAAAGCCGUGUGAAGCGCGUGAUGCAGCGGUCAGGAUCCAGUCGUGGUGGAGGGGUCACUGGACGCGGCUCUGCCACCCACAGGCCAAAGAAGUGCGUGCUGAGAUCCGCUUGCGAAGGAUGCAGGAUCACAUCGUCCACCUGACCGCAGAACUAGAGAGGGUGCGCAAGCAGCACGAAGAAGAGCGACUGCAGAGACGUGUGCAAGAAGAAGCGGUGAAGUUCCUGUGGAAGCAGCUUCAGGUGCUGCUGGAGUGGCAGUCGUCUGUGAACGAGCGGCUCAGCGUGGCACAGAGUUCAGCGUCAGAUCCCAGCAUUCCCACAGCGGCUCCUGUCCACACGGAGAUCUCCAUCCCGGAGUCUGGCUUUCAUUCCCGGGGAGAGCGAGCGUCGGGGGGGGGCAGUCUGCUGGAGCAGUAUCUGUCCUCUGUGCAGCGACAAGACGAAGACGAGGGCGACAAAACAGGAACACCUCGAGAUCCAUCCGAUCUCUCUCCUCAUGGGAAAGAAGAGUGCUUGUCCUGACCGGAGUGGAAGCAGAGGUCACGCUGCUGAAAGGUGUUUAGGAAUCACAGGACUCUGUCGGACUCGUGUGCCCUGCCUCCGGCUCUUCUCCAAGAUCACACACUAGCCUGUUUUAAUGACUGGCCUUCGGCAGACUUGUAGACUCGUUGCCUUCUAUCUCCAUGUUACAUACAUGCUGUCAGCAGACUGAAGAAGCUCAUGUUUAACUCCACAGUGACUUUUGUAUGACUGGCCGCUGCUGCCUUCGGGCUUUCUAACAGUGAAGUACAUACACUGCUGGAUAUCAGCAUACAGAUUUCUGUUGAAGUACUUUACAUCUUUACAUACCCAGGGUGCCAAGCUCUUUCAGUGCACUUAGCAGUAGACUUGUUUCCUUUGGAACGUGGAGCCUGGACGUAGCCUUGAACUGUAGAGGAGCAUGUAUGUAUGUGUAAUGAAUGUGAAAUGAUUUGAUAGUCUGCUGCGGUUCGAACCCUACUGAGAGCUGUGUGCAUCUGGAUAUUUACAGUAUGUGCUGCAACUAGUGUUCAGUGUGGCAUAUGCAAGUUUUUUAUUUUACAUUUUUAUUCUUUUUUCUGUGUUAUAUAUUUUAAAAUUCAUUUUUGUAAAUAAAGUUUUACUUUCUUUCUCCA
This is a messenger RNA of Cyprinus carpio (common carp), 2668 nucleotides long. RefSeq names its product centrosomal protein 97 (gene cep97). Lineage: Eukaryota; Metazoa; Chordata; Actinopteri; Cypriniformes; Cyprinidae. The record is from RefSeq and is a predicted model, not a curated record. Gene Ontology annotation, molecular function: protein binding.